UUGCAACACGCUCAUUCUAAUCUAUUUUUCUUGCCAGUCAUUGCUGCACUGAUAUUUUUUAAACUUUAAUACAGUCUGACAAUAAGGGUACAGUUAACCCCACAUUUCUGCAAGCCAGACUAGGCCUAAUUGUAUCAUUUUUUCAAUUGCAGUUCGGUACCAGAGUACUCUUAUCUCAUUGCUGUAAAAUUCUUCAAUAAUCUGUUUUCAAUGCCGAAAGAUCUUUAUUCUCUGCGAUUGGCAUUGGUUGGUCAGAGACAGAAACAAACAGUAGGAAGUGGGAAAUCGUUUGUACGGAAUUUGGCUUGCUGGAUAAUCGCUCUUCCAGUGGCUGUGAUAACAUUUGUUCAACUGAAGAAAGCAACGGAUAGAAGACGAUUGAUUGAAUUAAGAGAAAUUCAACGAAUUAACCGUUCCUCUGAACCUAGCACAGAGUUAUAAGAUAAUUGUAAAUAAGAGUAGAUUUAUGUGGCAUCAAUCAUGAACUCUAUACGGAGGUUACAGAUUAUUUCAAGGCAUUUGUGCAACAGUACUAGGUCUCAACUAUUCAACCUAAGUCGGCGACGAACAGGAUUUACAAGUUUUCCAAUAUUGAGGCAGAUGUCUUCAAACUCUGACGAUGAAGUCAUUUUUGAAAGAUUCGGGACUAAAGGUGUAAUAACAUUGAAUCGACCUAAAAGUUUAAAUGCACUCAACUUGAGCAUGGUCAAUAAAAUCUACCCAAAGCUGAAAGAAUGGGAAGAAAAUCCAGAAACAACAAUGAUUAUUAUGAAAGCAUCUGGUGAAAAAGCAUUUUGCGCUGGAGGGGAUAUCUUGAGUGCUACAGGUGCUGGGACAGCAGGGUCUGAAUUUUUCAACAAGGAAUAUGUAUUGAAUCACGCCAUUGGUACAUGCUUGGUUCCAUAUAUUGCAUUUAUAGAUGGAAUAACAAUGGGUGGGGGAGUGGGGUUGUCAGUCCAUGGACAAUUUCGUAUUGCAACUGAGCGUACUCUCUUUGCAAUGCCAGAAACAGCCAUAGGUUUAUUUCCAGAUGUUGGUGGUUCCUAUGUUUUACCUCGCCUUGGACACUCACUCGGUCUUUAUCUAGCACUAACUGGAUUUAGAUUAAAAGGAAGAGAUGUGUAUAAGUCUGGAAUUGCUACUCACAUGGUUGACAGUGAAAACCUUCCUAAAGUUGAAAUGGAUUUGUUAGCAUUGGAAAAUCCUAGUACUCAGGAUAUUAUGGAUCUCUUACGCAGGUACCAUCUUGAAUGUAAAACCGGUAGAGAAAGAGAUUUUAUUCUUGCCGAUAAGUUAGAUGACAUUAACAGAUUGUUUGCUGGUGAUACGAUGGAAGAAAUCUUUCAGAAUUUGGAGAAUGAGGGAACACAAUGGGCUAAACAACAGUUGGAAACAUUAAGGAAAAUGUCUCCGACUUCUAUGAAAGUAACUUUGCGUCAGUUAACUGCAGGAGCUGAUCUUGAUCUUCCAGAAUGUUUAAUAAUGGAGUCAAGGAUUGCAAGGGGUUGUCUUAGAAACCAUGAUUUCUAUGAAGGUGUUCGUGCAGUGUUAGUAGAUAGAGAUCAUUCACCGAAAUGGCAGCCUGAUACCUUGGAAGGUGUAACUGAUGAUAUUGUUGAAGAUCAUUUUUCAUUGAUUGAAGGAGAUACAGACCUUGAACUAUAAUGUCUUAAACAUUCAUCAUACUUUUUCAAUUGGCUUUGUACGAGUAUGGUAUGAGCCUUGUUAUUAGGCAAUUGACUGACCGGUUUGUGGUUCAGGUUCAUGGACACAGGCCUAAUUCGAGGGUGUCCGCAGCUGAUUAAUUUACUUUUUUAAUGCAUUCUCAAAAUGUCGUUUUUUAAAUUUAAUAUAAACACCAAAUAUUCAAAAAGUCGAGUUGUUCUAUUAUCUGUAUUAUAAGCUAAAACUAGUAAUGUUACAAUGCUUGAAACAUAUUUAGUGGACUUGGUAACUAUUGUAGACACUCAAAAAUUAGAUAUAUUCCAAAUUUAGUGUUGAGUGAAUGUAAAAUGCAAAGAUUAAUGUGCAUAAUGCAACACCUUGGGUCAGUUCCAAUAAGCCAUUGAUCCAUGUUUCCAUUUGUUAAGCUGUACUAAUCUUGUUCUAAUGAAUUUUUCAAUAUGAAUAAGCAUGCAAAUUUUGAACAUGCCAAGUAUUGUGUUUUGUUCAGGGCUAGUUGUUCUGAACAACAACUGAAACUCGGAAUCUAGUUCUGAUUUUCUAUUGCCUUGCAUAGCCUUUUUAAAUAUGAUCGUACUGGAGAUAUUCUUAUUCAGAUGAUGGCUAUACCUGUUGCAAUAACUGCUGAGAUGCUCAUUUGAUUUCUGGCCAUGUUGGAUUAAUUGUAUAGAGAGACCACUUGUGAUAUACACUGUAACUUGUAAUUUAAAGCCCUUUUUAAUUCUGCAUUAUAAUUUUUGUGGCGACACAACAUCUGUUCAUUUUAUUUACAAAAUCAAAAAUUUUUUAUUGAAA
Styela clava is the source of this 2478-nucleotide messenger RNA. RefSeq names its product 3-hydroxyisobutyryl-CoA hydrolase, mitochondrial-like. Gene Ontology annotation, molecular function: 3-hydroxyisobutyryl-CoA hydrolase activity. The record is from RefSeq and is a predicted model, not a curated record. Lineage: Eukaryota; Metazoa; Chordata; Ascidiacea; Stolidobranchia; Styelidae. Gene Ontology annotation, cellular component: mitochondrion. Gene Ontology annotation, biological process: L-valine catabolic process.